AAAGGGAGAAUCACUCUCUCUGCGGGUGGUGCUCCGCCCACCUCGGCGUCCUCCCUAAACAACUCCCGACUUCCUCUCCCGUCUUCCGAUCGAUCUCUUUCAAACCUCCCCCUAACGAACUAGCGCGAUUGAUUCCUCCUCCGAACCCUACAAACUCAUCGUCCAUGAUCAUCGGUUCCGUUCCAGAGUAAGUUGAUGUCCUGACUGUGAAGGAGACGAUAAUGGCGAUGGGAGACGAGUCCGAGGUGGUGCACCUCCAAGAACAUCUCCAAAUGCUUGAGGAGCGAAACCGAGCCCUGGAAAUGCUGGAGGAGAUGCAGUCGAAGAUGAUGGCGCAGUGGGAGAGCCAAGUCCGGACGGAAGGCCGCGUCGACGAGCUCGAGUGCGAGCUGGAGAAGUCCAGGGAAUCGGAGACCCGCAUGCUCGAAUCGUUGACCUCCCAGACCAAGCAACUAGAGCAGACCAAGAUCCUGCUCGAGGAGAUGAAGCUGGAAGUGCGGAUGGUCCGCACCGCGUCGAACUCGCCUCGCAAUGGAAGAGACGAGGCCGGCGCGCUGCGGACGGAGCUCCGCCUCGCGCUGGCGGCGGAGGAGAAGAGCAAGCGCGCCAUGGACGGCCUGGCGCUCGCGCUGAAGGAGGUCAGCACUGAGUCGGGCUGGCUUAAGGGAGAGCUGGAGGCCGCGCGCGGCGAGGCGGAGAGGGUGGGCACCGCGCUCCGCCUCGCGGAGGUGGAGGCGGGGCGGCUGAGGGUGGAGGCGGAGGAGUCGGUGGCGGCGUGGCUGGAGAAAGAGGCCGGUUUCCUGGAGUGCAUCCGGACGUGCGAGGAGGAGCUGGAGGCGGCGCGGAGGGACUGCGCCUGCGCGGAGAGGAAGCAAAGGGCCGCCCGGGAGGAGGCUUCCAACCUUCGCGACAUCGUGAAGCAGGCGAUCAAGGAGGCGUCGGUGGUGAAGGAGGCGCUGGAGAUCGCGCGAAGGGAGAACGCGCAGCUGCAAGACCUGCUGGAGGCGGUGCGGCGGGAACUGGAGGAGGCCAAAGCCACGGAGGCCGCGGCCCAGCAGAGCGUUAGAGACAUGAAGCUCAUGCUGGUGUCGCCGCCGCCGGCCACCGAGCAAGGGAUGAAGGUGAAGCGGGCGGCGAAGUACCCUUCGGAGAACUGGCGGCACCGAUCGGCGGGAGGGGAAUUGUUCGACGCGGUUGAGUACUCGCCGAAGCAGAGGAAGAUGACAACAGCGGAGGAGGGCGCGGCGACGGAGGACGGGAGGGAUCCGCCGGCGCGGCAGAAGCUAAGAAGAGGCAGAUUCUGAAGCGUAAGCAGUUUAAUAUAUUAAUGGAAGAAGCAAUCGUCUUUUUCCACGUUGGCUUCAUUUGGUGUCAGAGUAUAAUCAAUUACAAUUCUUAAUGCCUUUUAAAUUACGUUCAAUUUAAUGGAACAGAUUAUAUCAUA
Molecule: messenger RNA, 1444 nt
Organism: Zingiber officinale
Lineage: Eukaryota; Viridiplantae; Streptophyta; Magnoliopsida; Zingiberales; Zingiberaceae
Product: WEB family protein At3g02930, chloroplastic-like
Exons: 1
Coding region: 222-1304 (360 amino acids)
Source: RefSeq, a predicted model, not a curated record